Molecule: messenger RNA, 837 nt
Organism: Chanos chanos (milkfish)
Lineage: Eukaryota; Metazoa; Chordata; Actinopteri; Gonorynchiformes; Chanidae
Gene: vgll4l
Product: vestigial like 4 like
Exons: 5
Coding region: 1-837 (278 amino acids)
Biological process (GO): negative regulation of DNA-templated transcription
Molecular function (GO): transcription coactivator binding
Source: RefSeq, a predicted model, not a curated record
AUGGCUGUUACUAAUUUCCACUACAUUACAAGAAUGAACAGUGGUUUCAAAGUCUACAUCCUUGAGGGUCAGCCCAACCUGAGGGGAGAGGACAGGUUCCGUCACAUGACCAGCGAGAGAGUCCGAGUUCUCCCAGCUCACCCAGUUAAACGCAAGCACAGCGCAGAGUAUGGGAGAACACUGGAGGAGAGAAGAGAGAGGGCAUUGAGUAAGAGUCUGGUCCUGAGUGGUGGCAGGAGGGCCUCGGUUUUCAGUCUUCCAGAGAGUCCCACAUCCACAUGGAGCCCCACCAGCAGUCCAACACACCCCAUCCCAAGCCCUGUCUGCUCCACCCCAACCAUGGACGAACCACUGGCCCUGAUCAAAAAACCACGCCAGGACCAAGAGAAAACAGAGGACAGGAUCAAAACUCCUGCCAGCAGCCACAUUCAGAUUCGUCCUUCGGUCAUCACCUGCGUCUCUUCCACGGUAAAGUCGACACGGAGGGUCGACGAUUGCCGCGGCCAUUCUACUGUAACAACCAAGCGGAGUUACGACCGUGUGGUGGAGGAGCAUUUCCAGAGAAGCCUGGGGGCGAAUUACAGCAAGACGAGUUCGGAGCUGUACUUCAGCAGCGUGUCGGUGGACGACCACUUCGCGAAGGCUCUCGGCGACAAAUGGCUCCAACUCAAAGCGUCGUCUUCGUCCCGCGCUUCCUCCACGUCGUCCUCCUCCUCGUCUCCGCCCAGCAGCCCCAGUUACAUCCAUUCGCCCGGUUACGGCCAGAGCCCGAAACGAGCCCGAAAAGAUUCGUCCAGCCCAAGCGCAGCCUCUGCAACCCUCUGGUCUGUCAAAUAA